Molecule: messenger RNA, 1119 nt
Organism: Adineta steineri
Lineage: Eukaryota; Metazoa; Rotifera; Eurotatoria; Adinetida; Adinetidae
Source: the annotation of a GenBank genome assembly
AUGGUUCGUGCAAUAAUCAUUGACAAUGGAACAGGUAUGUGUAAAUCAGGUUUUAGUGGUGAAGAUAAACCUCGAGCUAUUUUUCCAACGAUUGUUGGUCGACCAAAACAUCAAAGUAUCAUGGUUGGGAUGAAUUAUAAAGAUUCAUAUAUUGGUGAAGAAGCACAAAGUCGUCGCGGUAUACUUUCACUUCAAUAUCCUAUUGAACAUGGUAUUGUUAUGAAUUGGAAUGAUAUGGAGAAGAUUUGGCAUCAUGUUUUUUAUAAUGAAUUACAUGUUUUACCAACAGAACAUCCAUGUUUAAUAACUGAAGCACCAUUGAAUCCAAAAAUUAAUCGAGAAAAAAUUACAGAAAUUAUGUUUGAAACUUUUAAUAUACCUGCUAUUUAUAUUGCUAUUCAAGCUAUUCUUUCACUUUAUUCAUCUGGACGAACAACUGGUGUUGUUCUUGAUUCAGGUGAUGGAGUUACACAUAUUGUACCUAUAUAUGAAGGAUAUUCACUUCCACAUGCUAUUGUUCGACUUGAUUUUGCUGGUCGAGAUAUAACGAAUUUUCUUAUUCAAUUAUUAAUGAAACGUGGCUAUGGUUUUACAACAUCAGCUGAACGAGAUAUUGCGAGAGAUAUGAAGGAGAAAUUAUGUUAUAUAGCAUUUGAUUAUGAAAAAGAAAAAUUAACAAGUAUGAAGACAAGUAUAACUGAACGUAGUUAUGAAUUACCUGAUGGACAAAUAGUUCGUAUUGGUUCAGAACGUUUUCUUGCACCUGAAGUUUUAUUUAAACCAUCAGUUAUUGGUUUAGAACUACGUGGAAUUCAUGAAUCAAUGUAUUCAUCAAUAAUGCAUUGUGAUAUUGAUAUUCGACGAGAACUUCUUAGUAAUAUUGUACUAUCAGGUGGAUCAACAAUGUUUUUAAAUAUUCAUGAACGUUUACAAAAAGAAAUUAUUCAAAUGAUUCCAGCAUCUGUAGAAAUUAAAAUCAUUGCACCACCACAACGAAAAUAUUCUGUUUGGAUUGGUGGGAGUAUUCUAUCAACUUUAUCGACAUUUCAACAUUUAUGGUUAUCAAAACAAGAUUAUAAUGAAUAUGGGCCAACUAUCGUUCAUAGACGUUGUUUUUAA